AGGAGGAGAGUUGUGGUUGUUUAUUUCAAGAUUUUCUGGUGUUUUAAACAUGCAGUUCGACGGUAUUCUCUUUACCAUUGCGGUGUUGUGGGCAUCCCUGCUACCAGGUGAGUGCGUGACGGGCGGGAAAGAGGCUGUGGCCCAUUCGCGACCGUACAUGGCAUCGGUGCAGCAGCAGGGAGGAAAGCACGAAUGUGGCGCGUUCCUCAUCAGCAACCAGUGGCUCCUGAGUGCGGCUCACUGCUUCGUGGAUGGAGCUGGGGGUCGAACGGUUGUUGUUGGAGUGCAUUCUUUGUCAGGAGAGGAAGCCACUAAGGAGACAUUUCAAAUUUCAGCUGUGUACAACCACCCAGACUUCAACACUGAAAAUUACGACAAUGACAUUGCAUUGAUCAAGCUCGACGGCCCCGUGGUGGAGAGCGAGGCGGUGAAGCCCCUGUCCUAUCAGGGGGCGGUGGCCGAGCCUGCGGAGGGGGCCGAGGUGGAAACGGCCGGCUGGGGCUCCCUCAACAACCUGGGCUCCCGGCCAGACAAGCUGCAUGAGCUCGCCAUCAGCGUCAUGAGCCGCGUCCUGUGCGGCCGCAGCGACUACUACGGCACCAACUUCUCCAAGAACAUGCUGUGUGCCGCCCGCAAGCGCAAGGACACCUGCGAUGGUGACUCUGGAGGCCCCCUGCUGUAUGGUGGCGUUGCGGUGGGCAUCACGUCUAACGGCGGUAAGAAGUGCGGCUCCAGCAGGAAGCCGGGCCUCUACACCAUCAUCUCCCACUACAGCUCCUGGAUCCAGGACACCAUGACCGCCAACGCCUAGUGGUGUCACACACACAACUCACCUCCAUGGCGGCCAUGCCUAUGGUGUCACACACAGCUCACCUCCAUGGCCGCCAUUCCUAGGUGGUGUCACUCACACACACAUCAUUCACUAGCAUGGCCACCAACACAUGCAUCACACGCAACACACGCAUGUAGGUGUCAAGUAGGUGGCAAGUAGGUGUCACACGCAACUCACCACUACCGCCCACCAACGUCUUAGUCUACACUAGGAACACAUGCAACCCAAUUUGGCAAAGCGAAGUGAAAUUCGCCCUUCAUUCCUAUCACACAAGCAAAGUGGGCCGAAGGCCUGCAGCGUCAACAACGUAAAUGUUUCAAUCGAUUUGAUUCGCUACUACAACCUGUUGACCGUUGAGCUAAGCUGCCAGAAUGAACCAAUGAUUUUCACUUCUCUUCGCUUCACUCAUUUCGCCUCCAUGUAUCCCUGCUGUUAGGUGCUGUCACAUAGUAGGCCUACUCACCAUCACAACCCAGCUGUCACACUGCUUACAAAACCACAAGAACGAGUCUGUGUAUAGUGGGAAAGGGCUUGACAUCUAACUUCAAAAGUCUUAGAAAACUUUGAAAAUUCAUUUUUUACGUGUAUAUGUCUUAUCAAUAUACUGAAGUUCAGAGAUUGUGCCAGCCUUAAAUGCACUGUUCACACUCACAGGUCAAUACAAAUCUGGAUGUUUACUUUGAUGGCUAAUAUUCAGGUAGAUCACUUGUGGGGUGAUUGCUUUUGGUGACAUGACGAUGAGAAAGUGGUUACGUGGUCCGGAAAACCAAAUGUACAUGUCCUUGUAUGUUAUGUCUUGAAAUAAUACGAUUUUGUCAGGAUUUUUUUUCUCAACCAGAACAAAAGAGCAAAGUUCUGUAACUCUUGCAGUCUCCGAUUCUGUUGUAAGUAGAGGUCCUCAAUGAGUUAUAGAAAGAAUCUCCAUAACCACAACGACAUCAUUCUACAGAGACCCAAAAUACACCAAACUGUCCAAACCAUCUUUAUUAUAACAACCAAACAUACUAAAGCUUUACAGGAGAAGAAAUAUUAGAGACCAUCACCGUUUUUGAGCUAAUUUCUUCAUGUAUGAUGAGACACGACUGAAAGACUCUGGCUGAUGGUACUGCUGAUGUUCUGCACAAGUUUUUAUAAUAAACAUUUCAGAGGACUGUG
Molecule: messenger RNA, 1987 nt
Organism: Engraulis encrasicolus (European anchovy)
Lineage: Eukaryota; Metazoa; Chordata; Actinopteri; Clupeiformes; Engraulidae
Gene: cfd
Product: complement factor D (adipsin)
Exons: 5
Coding region: 50-811 (253 amino acids)
Biological process (GO): proteolysis
Molecular function (GO): serine-type endopeptidase activity
Source: RefSeq, a predicted model, not a curated record